AUGAUAGUUACUCCGGUUAUCGAAGAACUACGAAGGCGGCAAAAACCAGUAAGUGCUAAUCAUGAAAAUCUUGGAGAUGGCAAGGAGUUUGUUGUGCAACAUGAUACUGAAACGGGUGAAGAGGAUGGAUUCCACGCAGACUCUCCUUUUGAAUUUCAAGCUCUGGAAGUGGCAUUGGAAGCCAUGUGUAUUUUUCUUUCUGCACACACUAUAGAAUUGGAGACUGCUGUCUAUGCAGCUUUAGAUAUGCUUACAUCAAAGGUGAGGGAUGAGUUAGAACAACUUUUGGACGAUGAUGAUGAUAUGGCAGACCUUUACCUUUCUAGAAAGUUGGCCAGUGCUGUUAGUGGCUCGGGUGCUGCUAGUUGGUUCCUUGGAUCGCCUACUAUGGGCUCAAAGAUUUCUAGAGUCAGUAUGGCCAGUAUAGCAACAGUUCGCGGAGAAUGA
Molecule: messenger RNA, 447 nt
Organism: Fraxinus pennsylvanica
Lineage: Eukaryota; Viridiplantae; Streptophyta; Magnoliopsida; Lamiales; Oleaceae
Source: the annotation of a GenBank genome assembly